Messenger RNA from Trichomycterus rosablanca, 1420 nucleotides. Its product is annotated as G2/mitotic-specific cyclin-B3-like. The coding region runs from base 158 to 1420 and encodes 420 amino acids. Gene Ontology annotation, biological process: mitotic cell cycle phase transition; regulation of cyclin-dependent protein serine/threonine kinase activity. The record is from RefSeq and is a predicted model, not a curated record. Gene Ontology annotation, cellular component: nucleus; cytoplasm; cyclin-dependent protein kinase holoenzyme complex. NCBI's taxonomy places the organism in Eukaryota, Metazoa, Chordata, Actinopteri, Siluriformes, Trichomycteridae. Gene Ontology annotation, molecular function: cyclin-dependent protein serine/threonine kinase regulator activity. The transcript has 11 exons.
UGGUGAUGUGAUCAGUUGUGCAGCAGUCGAUCAGACUUGUGUUCGUGUCAGCUGAGUGUCUGUGCAGGAUUGGUGUAUAAUCGAUUAGCAGUGUGAGAUCGAAUAGAUUUCUAAUACCUUUAAAAGCUGGUGGAUUGAUAGCAGGUUGGAGUGAAUUAUGGCUUCACAGAGGGGGAACAGACACUUCUCAGUCAAUACAGCUUAUAUUAAAGUGAACAGACGUACCAACCAGGAAGAUGCUUAUCAUGUCAAAAGAACCCCCUCCACCCCCCAGGAGGGACCCAAGAAAAGAGCUGCCUUUGUUGAUCUUACAAACACCAACAAAGUUCAUAAUGAAGCCCGAAUCAAAGGUGGCAAGCCAGUCAAGAAGGCACAGACAAGCAACGUGGCUGUUAAGACUAACUCCAGACUGAAAGAGUGUAAACAUCUGUCAUCUGAGAAGCAACCCAAACUUGCUGAACAUCAAGCGGAGUCACUGUCAGCAGACACUGGCACGUUUCCUCAGAAAGAGCAGCCUGCACGUCAACAAACUCUGCAGCCUGCAGUCCUACAACAAAAGAACCCUCAGAUACCAGUAGCAUUCAACGUUGAUAAUGUGCAGAUCGAAGACCACCUGAUGAGUCCAGAGUAUGCCGAAGAUAUUUUUGACUACCUCAGAAAUCGAGAGGAGAAUUUUAUCCUGACAGAUUAUAUUCACUCUCAGCCAGACUUGAAUGCAAAUAUGAGAGGCAUUCUUGUGGACUGGAUGGUGGAGGUCCAGGAAAACUUUGAGCUAAAUCAUGAAACCUUGUACUUGGCGGUAAAGCUGACUGAUCACUACCUGUCCGUCACUGAGACUAUGAGGGAAUCCCUGCAGCUUCUUGGCUCCACAGCUAUGCUCAUCUCUGCAAAGUUUGAAGAGCGGUGCCCACCCUGUGUUGAUGACUUUAUGUACAUUUGUGACGAUGCCUACCAGAGACGGGAGUUUCUUGCCAUGGAAAGGAACAUCUUACAAUGCCUUAAAUUUGACAUUAACAUCCCAGUGCCUUAUCGAUUCCUCAGGCGUUAUGCAAAGGUAGCCAAUGCUUGCAUGGAGACGCUAACUUUAGCACGCUACGUGUGUGAACUGAGCUUGCUAGAGUUGGAGCUGGUGCCUGAGAGAGCUUCUCGGUUGGCCUCAGCUUGCCUGCUCCUCGCCCUCAUCACUAAAGGCCUGGGAGGAUGGACACCAGCUCUUCAGUACCAUAGUGGUUACACGCUAAGUGAGCUCAGCUCACUGGUGAGGAGACUAUAUGCUAUGUUGGCCUGCCCUGUGGACGAGAAUCUCAAAGCUGUGGAGAACAAGUACUCUCAUAAAGUCUUCUAUGAAGUUGCAAAAAUUCCACUAGUGCAUAUUGAGACAUUAGAAGAGGCACUGUCAGAGAAUCAUGUUUCUUUAUAG